AUGGCUGAUCGGUUUCACAUCAAACAAAAAUUCAUGGAGGUUGCCAUUAUUCUAUUAAACGUCAUUUAUGAUAUUCUCGACGUAAUGCGAUUGAUUCCCUAUCAAAUUGGGUGUUUUCUAUGCGCGGUUCCGAAGAAAAUAACAAAUGACUAUGAUCCAUCUGUGAUGAUGCUUCGAGCGUGGUACGCAAUUCUGGUGUAUCUUUUCUACGACAUGGUGGAAGCUCGAUCGAAAUUCUUCAGCACUAUUGGCCAACAAUUGAGAGAUAAUUGGAGCUAUUUCGUCGACGUUAUUCUCGCAUUCAUCGAUGUUGUCGAAGAAAAUUUCGAGUUUUCGGUUGGCGCCGUUCUUCUAGCGUCAUUUACCGUUUAUGCAAUUCAAAUGAUGAUUGAAAACGAGAAGCAAAAACGGAGGAAUGAGCUUAUCGAUGACGAUAUUGACGCCGAGCGGCCAUUGUCGGAUCGCAAUUUUGUUCGGAAUGUCAACGCGCCGGUGAGAAGUUGGGGAGAUCAAGUGUUCCCAGAGGAUCGUUCAUCAUUUGUGCCGCCUUCAACUUGCAUGAAAAUUUAUGGACUGCUCUCGGGAUGCGUAGACACUGGCAAUGUGAACGACGACGUCCAAUUCGUGUACCGCGCGCUUCGCGAGCGUCUCGUUCGUCCGAACACCGCCAUCACAUGGGUUCACAUCAAUGUCGAUUGCAUCGAAGACCGCACAUUUGUGAUGUUUCGCGAUCUUGACGCCGCCAAAGAGGCGUUCAAAAAGCUUCACGGCUUUUAUUUUAAUGGUACGUCCCAUUCGAGUUUCCCAUCGUGUGGCGGCUCCAUUGAGGCUCCUCGUUGUCACCGAUAUUUGAAACUUUGUUUUAUGAUCGGUUGGGGGCAAUAG
Messenger RNA from Caenorhabditis bovis, 885 nucleotides. NCBI's taxonomy places the organism in Eukaryota, Metazoa, Nematoda, Chromadorea, Rhabditida, Rhabditidae. The record is from the annotation of a GenBank genome assembly.